This is a messenger RNA of Xiphophorus couchianus (Monterrey platyfish), 6595 nucleotides long. RefSeq names its product BCL9 transcription coactivator (gene bcl9). Gene Ontology annotation, biological process: canonical Wnt signaling pathway; positive regulation of transcription by RNA polymerase II. The coding region runs from base 698 to 5224 and encodes 1508 amino acids. Gene Ontology annotation, molecular function: beta-catenin binding; transcription coactivator activity. Lineage: Eukaryota; Metazoa; Chordata; Actinopteri; Cyprinodontiformes; Poeciliidae. The record is from RefSeq and is a predicted model, not a curated record. The transcript has 10 exons. Gene Ontology annotation, cellular component: beta-catenin-TCF complex.
GUUCUUCUCUGCCUCUGUCCCCGAAGGCUGGCUGGCUGGCUGGGGCUGCUGACUGGCUGGCUAGCUAAACCCACACGUCGCGUCUUGGCCUCGCUCACACGGCGAGCUAACCCGUCUCCCCCCUCCCUCCUUUACCCUUUCUCUUUUUUUUUUUCGGCUCGCAAAUGACGGUUUUUGCGGCGCAACAGAAGCGGAUUAUUCACGAUGUUUUCGGCGUGGUGUGAAACCCGCGGAGAAAUAUUGGUUUCUACCCCCAUUAUCACACCGGAGGACCGCCCGUGCUUCGCGAAAAUGGAAAAAGGAACACAAUGCAGCAUGCAUGUUCUGCAUUCUUCAGGAGCUCCACGCCGUCGGUGUGAAUGACUUGUGGCUGUAGGUUAUCCUGAGCGGGCCAGGUUCCUGCGCGACAGCCUCCGCGGCUGACUGGGAGGAGUCGAGUGGAGAGCAGACAUCAGUGCCCAGGGGACCUGAAACCUGGUUCUCCAUAUGAGGCCCUGCUGAAAGGGCAGGGGGGCUUCUGAGUGUGCCCAAGGGCCGUUGAAAGCCCCCUUGGGGGAGUUUCAUAAUACACAAAGAACAAGAAAAGCCUUCUCGACUAUUGUUUUUGUUUUUACACACUUUCCAUUUUACACACACACACACACACCCACAUACAUCCACAUACACACAUCCACUCACAGACAAGGACGUAGGGAGAAUGUUGGAGGUGCAGGAGGAAAGGCCAGCGGCGGCAGGUACAGCAGCGACACAUUUCACCAAGAAGGAGCGAGCAAAGAAAGAAAGAGAGGAGGCCAAGGACGGCCGGGGGAACCUGUCCAACAUCACCAAUCCCGUCUCUGGCUCCAGGAACGUGCGUGCAAAAGCGGCACUCACACACACAGGCAGCCCUCACCAGCUCAUCACUCCACCCUGUUCUGUAGUCCUGGGAGCCCCAUCAAUGCACUCCAAUAGGCUGAAGAACUCCCCGUCCACCAACACGCAGAGCCCUAAACCUAAGACGGAGGCCAUGGUACGAUCCCCUCCUGUCAUGUCCCCCUCCACUGCUGCCCAGAUGGACUCUAAAAUGCCCAAUCAGAGUAAACCAGGGAGCGCUGGCAGCCAAUCACAGCCCUCCUCCUGCGAUCCCAAAACCAUGGGUGCCAAAGCGGCUCAAAAUGUGUCUGGGGGAAUGGGACUAAAAAACGGCCAGGGCCUGACGACCGGUCCCAGCUCCAAGGUGAAGGCCAAGAGGGAAAGGAGUACCUCAGUGGAGUCGUUCGAGCAGCCAGAGAGUGGCACGCCCACCAAUGAAGACAAAGAUAACAGCAGGGCAAAGAGGAUUUGUGUUGCAGAGAGGAGGCAGCCGUACAGUGGAACUGACUGGUGUUCUGGUGGAGAAAGUGAUGAAGACGACAGAGGGUUUUUCAAUUGUAACUCGAGUGAAGUGAAUGCCCAGGACACACAUUCUACCUCCAACGCUGGACUCAGUCGCUCCUCCACGCCUUCCCACAAUACAUUGGGAGGCCAAGGCUCCACAACAGAACCUACCAGUGGUCAAAAAUCAGGCUCAAAACUUGUCCGUGUCUUCUCCACAGAGAUGGCAAACACGGCAGCUGAUGCAGUUCUAACUGGCCACACAGAAAACAUCAUUGACUUCCACAUUAAAAACUUCAAGGAUAAAGCUCACCUGCUCUUGAACAACACAUCUGGUGUCCUGCGAAAUGACUCGAACCCUCCUCAGCAACCUCCGUCCCACGCCCAAGAUCAAAGUCACCAGCCAGGAUCGAAGCCGUCCUUAUCUGGAAUGUCGGAGCAAGCGCCACCCCAGAGUUCCAGUCAAGGGAGUCAACCCUCUGUUCUCCCGCAGGAGGGAUCGUCCUCCGCUGGCACAGAAUCCAAAAACAUCCCCGGCAGCAGCCCUGGGAACCCUUCAGCCCCUGUUGACCAGGCUCCCGUUGCCCAGCCAGAGACUGGCCUCAACCCGCCAACGUCUGUUGAAGGAGGACCGGGUGGAGGCACGAGUGGAUCAGGUUUGACGCCGCAGCAGCAGCAGCAGCAACAGCAGCUGGCCCAGGAGCUACUCAACAUGGAGGCCAAUACGGAAGGCCUGUCCCAGGAACAGCUGGAGCACAGGCAGCGUUCUCUGCAGACCCUACGGGACAUCCAGCGCAUGCUUUUCCCCGACGACCGUGACGCCCCGCCUCCUGGGCCGCAACAAGCCCAUGUUGGACCUCACGACGGAGGCCCGGAUGGUCCACCUCGGCGACCAGAGCAGGGACCUCUACAGGCCAUGAUGGCACAGUCUCAGAGCCUUGGACCGCCAGGUGGACCUGGAGGACCUCGUCCACAGGGACCCCCCUUUGGGCCUCCACAUGGCCCAAGGGAGAUGCCUUUAUUUCCCACUGAUGACAUGGUCCCUCCGGGUGGCCCUGGAGGGCCAGGUGGGUGUGGGGAAGGGGAUCAGAUGACACCAGAGCAGGUGGCGUGGCUUAAGUUACAGCAGGAAUUUUAUGAGGAGAAGAGGAAAAAGCAAGAAUUGCAGCACCGACCACUUCCUCCAGACAUGAUGCAUCCUGGUCCACGGGGCAUGAUGCGAGGGCCCCCACCCCCUUACCAGAUGGGUCCAGGAGAGAUGUGGGGGGGGCCAGGCGGUCCACCAGAGCAUUACCCGGAGCGAAUGGGUAUGGGGCCCGGUCCUCGGGGUAUGGGCCCUCAUAUGCAGAGGAUGCCUGGCUUCUCCGGCAUGAUGAAUCCUGAGAUGGAGGGCCUGCCAAGGCCAGGAAUGGGCUGGCCAGAUGACAUGCCUCCGAGGAUGGCAGAAGCCCGAGGCUUCCCCGGGGGGCCUGCAGGAAUGUUUCCUGGUCCGGGGGCCCGUGGUGAGCGUUUCCCCAACCCCCAGUCAGUCCAGGAGGCAAUGUUCCACCAAGGAAUGAGUGGGGAGAAAGGCCUCCCUCCUGGGAUGAUGAUGGAUGUUCAACGGAUGAUGGGACACCAAAGAGGUGGAAUGGAACCAGGUAACGGCAUGGGAAUGUUUCCCAGAAUGCCUGUCGAUGGCCCUAUGAGUCCGUCAUCGAGGCUCCAAGCGAUGGGGGGCAGAGAAAUGGGGCCUGAGUUUGGCAUUGGACCAGGACCUCACAUGCAUCCAUCUAAACUACGAGAUGGACCCAUGAACAUGAGUCCUGACGAAAUGAUGAGAAUGAGAACAGGUGGAGGACCGCCAAUGGAGAACAUGGGGCCACAAGGCAGGCCGAUGCAGGUCCCUCCCUUCCCUGAGCAGACACCAGCAGACUUUCCCAUGGGACCAGGGCGGCCCUUCCCUGGGGGCCCUGGAACAUUGAGGGGUCCCCACGCAGACCCAGCUUUUGGUCCAGAGCACAGAUCAACGCCAUCAGGAGGAAAUGGUCGCAUUAACCAUCUUUCCUCAGCUGGUGGUCCGGCCCAGGGACAAAGGGGCCGGAAACCAGCCGAUCUAAAUGUCCAAGCAGGAGGAGGGAACUCCCCUAGUGUCAACCCCCUCAAGUCUCCUCCGCUGAGGCAAGUUCAGUCCCCCAUGAUGGGCUCCCCCUCCGGGAACCUCAAAUCUCCUCAAACACCAUCCCAGCUCGCUGGCAUGCUCAGCGGUCCCGCGGGCCCCAGCGCACCUCCGGCUCCUCCGACAUCUGCACCAAUGAAAUCCCCCCACUCCAUGAUGGGAUCAGCAGGCGCCUCUCCUGUUCACAUGAGGUCCCCAUCUCUUCCAAACCCCUCUCCAGGGUGGGCCUCCUCACCAAAACCACCCAUGCAGAGUCCUGGAGUGCCCCCCCAGGGUGGCAAGCCUCCACUAAGCAUCACUUCACCAAACAUGAUGGGGGGAAUGGAGCCGGGUAUGUGUGUCUUAUCUUUAUCUGAGAUCAGACACACACAACCUCAAAGUUCUUUUUUCUUCUCAUUUUCAAGGGGUAACGGGCCUCCCUCAGCUCCUCCCUCAUCGGGGGCUCCAUCUGGCUCCAUGUCCCUCCCAGGCAAUGUCCCGUCUGGCAGUCCGUACACUAUACCACCGGAACCAACACUCUCCCAGAAUCCGCUGUCCAUCAUGAUGUCGCGCAUGUCCAAGUUUGCGAUGCCCAGUUCGACCCCGCUUUACCACGAUGCCAUAAAAACUGUAGCCAGCUCAGACGACGACUCGCCCCCAGCUCGCUCUCCCAACCUGCCUUCAGUGAACAAUGGUAUGGCAAUGAAUCACCAAGGAAAUCCUCGCAUGAUGGGACCUGGAAACACUGUACCCAUGCCUGCGCUCAGUCCUCUGGGCAUGAAUCCUUUGGGUUCCCAGCCUCUUUCUCAUGGCAUGCCCCCUCAGAUGCCCUCUCCGAAUGCCCCCAAUAUGGGCCCAGGCAUGAUGCCUCAUGGCAUGAUGAUGCAACCAAACCCACAAGACCCUGGUAUGCCAAAUCCUCAAAUGAUGCCUCAAGGACGCAUGGGUUACCCUCAUCGAAACCAGGGUUACCCCCUCACACAGUCCCCAUCCCAACAAGGCCCCUUUUCCCCACACAACGGCCCAGGCCCCCAAGGCUUCCCUGGUCAUUCAAUGGGGUUCCAGGGCGAACCGGGACCUAUGGGAGGACGGAUGGGGAACAUGCCUCAUGGGGGAGGGGGUGACGGGGGCAUGUGCAAGCCAAAUACCCCUGGUGGGCCGGAGUUCAACAACAUGCAAGGAGGAUUUGGAGAUGCAGACCUUCAUGAAGUGAUGCGGCCGGGAGCAUCUGGCAUUCCCGAGUUUGAUCUGUCCAGGAUAAUCCCGUCGGAGAAACCCAGCCAGACUCUGUCGUACUUCCCCAGAGGUGGAGGGGAGAACCCCGGGGGUAAACCGCCUCACCCGUCUGGGUUUCCAAUGCAGGCCAUGAUGGCUGACGGUCCACCAAGGAUGGGGAUGCCCAUGCAGGGGAUGGGGGGUAUGUCGGGUGGACCCGGUGGGGGAAUGGGCCCCCAAGACAUGCCAAUGGGCAACCCAGGUCACAAUUCAAUGCGACCACCUGGAUUCAUGGGCCAAGGCAUGAUGGGCCCUCAGCACAGGAUGAUGUCUCCUGGGGGUCCGGGAGGGAUGAUGCAGGGGAGACAAAUGGCCCACCCAGGCCCCGGUGGCUCACCUAACAUGAUGAUGUCACUACAGGGCAUGGGUGGUCCUCCACAACAGACAAUGAUGAUGGGGGGCCAAAUGAGGCCUCGUGACAUGGAUAUGGGAUUCAGUCCGGGCCAUGGAAUGUUCUAAUCCAACAAAAACCUUGUAACUAGAAUGUUCUUGGACAAAAACAUGAGGAAGAUGAAAAGGAUUACGGAGUGUAGCAAGUAUUCAGAAACAGACGAACUCAAGUCAAUGAGACGAAACACAAAAUGAACGUUAUGGAGCGAACCUGUUGCCUAGUGAUGUCUUGUGGGGGACAAUUCCAGCUACGGAGACUAAGAAGGGGUCUGGUUUGGUGUACUUUUUCUCACUCAAACAUUAAUUUCGACUCAAGAACUCGCAGAAUGUACGAGAUUGUUGUGCAUCAAUUUCGCAGAACUGUUCGUGUUUUUUUUUUUUUGUUUUUUUGGUUACCUGACUGUAAAGAUGACUCUGACAUCAAAGAGGAACAAACCUUAAAACUAAAAUGUCAGUGUGGAGAUGCUACAGUAUAUGUCAACUUUUUUUCAAAUUAAAAAGCAAACAAAAAAAAAACAAAAAUUUGUCACAAAAGUGAUAUGGAACCAGAGAAAGGAGGAGGAAUACUUUGUGCUUUGUGAAGACUUUAGUGGAAAUCCAUCUUGUCUCUCGCUCCAUUGUUUUUUGACUGUUUCUGUACAGUAUAUACGUGAGGGUGUGUUUGUGUGCUUGACAGAUUGUAUGUUUGUGUGGUAUGUGUGUGUCUGUAUGUAUAGGCAUUCUAUCAGUGACCUCUUAACGCCUCUUACCCAGCUUUCAUUGGGGUGGAGGAACGCCCCCUUAAAAAUACUGUACGGUUUACCAUUGGUGGGCUAUUCAAAUUUUAGUCUAUUUUAAUUUCCUUUGUAACUCCAGUGUAUAACAAACCAAACUAUGACCUCAUUAAGAUAAUAGUAUUAUUAAAAAAAGCACAAACAUGGACCAUCUGCAGAAAGCGUCUUCUUUUCUGUUUCUAACAUGCACUCAGUGUGAGGAUCUUGGCAGCUUUGCCACACCAUCAAACUAUUUUUGCGCCUAAAACCUUCAGGACUUUGCCGGCGUGAAUAAUAUUGCUACUACCCAGACGUGCUAUGUGUCUUCUUCUUGUCCCUGUUGUGUUCCUGUUUUGUUUUUUGACUCUCGUUGACUCUGGGUAAUAAUCAUUCCCACAGCAAUAAUCCAUGAAGAGAUGAUGGUCCACAGACUGGGACGGGAGCCGCUGAAUGCAGGAAGCAGGAUUGUCAGGUAUUCUAGAGUUAGCGGUAGGUAGAUCUGGUUAACGUUUUAGCGAGAUGAGACGCAAGGAAAUGUAAACACGUACUGCUUACCAUCCAGUUGACUUCCUCUCUUUUAUCUAUUGUAUAAGCUUGUCAUGUGUUUCUCCAUUGGCUUUGGUGCAGAAGAGCCUAACCAGGGCUGUUGGUGAUGGACUACAAAUAAAAGAUAUUGUUUUGGUAUAUA